AUUUAUACUCAUUUAAUGUUUAUUAGUAAUGUGUUGUUGUGGUCAUUGAAGACAAUCUGAUGACCAACUGAUCCAAUCAUGGAUUACAUGGAUUCCGAUAAUCGCCGCGAUUUCCGAACGGUUCCGCCGCCAGAAAACAUCAAUAAAAGACAAUCUUAUAGCAAAUGUACAGACAUUCCGACGGAAUCUAAGACUUUUGGAUUCAAUUAUGUUAACCGAAGACAAAGACACCGAACAGAUGACGACUAUUUCGAAGACGACGAAAACCCAGACGAAAACCCAGACGAACAACAAACACCUUAUCAGCCAAAUCCGGGAAGUCCUUUGUUAAACACCGAUUGCAAUGAUAAUAAUAAUGAUGAAGACGAUGAAGAAGAAGACCCUUUGGAUGCUUUUAUGGCUGGUCUUGAAAAACAAACAAAAGAACCGAACAAACCAUCAAAAUCUAUGCCAAGCAUGUCAUCGAUGGCCAACAAAUUGAAAACCGAUAAAUUAUCUAAAAUGAAAGGUAUAAGAGAUGAUAUAGAAAAAGAAGAUGAAGAAGAAUCGUAUUAUAGAUAUAUGGAAGAGAACCCAAUGGCCGGCGUCGGGACAUUUGUGGCCAACAGUGAUGACGAAGACGCUGAUGAUAUAGAAUACGAUACCGAAGGCAAUCCUAUAGGGAAUUUCAAGUCAAAAAUGAUUGAUCCAUUGCCACCAAUAUAUCACUCGGAAAUCAUUUACUCCUCAUUUGAAAAGAACUUUUAUGUUGAACACGAAGACAUCGCAAAAUUAUCGAUAACUGAAUGCAAUGAUUUAAGACAAAAACUUGGGAUUAAAGUUUCAGGUCUUUUACCUCCUAAACCUGUUGCCAGUUUUGGACACUUCGGUUUUGAUGACCAAUUGUUGAAAACCAUCCGAAAAUUAGAGUACACUCAACCCACACCUAUUCAAGCUCAGGCCGUUCCCGCAGCACUCAAUGGACGAGAUAUUAUCGGUAUUGCAAAAACUGGUUCAGGAAAAACAGCAGCAUUUAUUUGGCCACUUUUGGUGCAUAUCAUGGAUCAGCCCGAUCUGAAACCAGGUGAUGGACCUAUUGGUCUAAUUUUGGCGCCGACUCGUGAAUUAGCUCAACAAAUAUAUACUGAGGCCAAGAGAUUCGGUAAAGUUUAUGGAAUUAAUAUAGUGUGCGCUUAUGGAGGAGGAAAUAAAUACGAACAGUCAAAGGAUUUGGAAAAUGGUGCCGAAAUAAUUGUGGCCACACCUGGCCGAUUAAUAGACUUAAUUAAAUCUAAAUCAACGAACUUAUUGAGAGUAACUUUCCUGGUCUUGGAUGAGGCCGACCGCAUGUUUGACAUGGGAUUUGAACCUCAAGUCAGAUCUAUAAGUAAUCACGUGAGACCUGAUCGACAAACACUUAUGUUUAGUGCGACGUUUAAGAAAAGGGUUGAAAAGUUGGCCAGAGAUAUACUAAUAGAUCCAAUUCGUAUAGUUCAAGGAGAAGUCGGAGAAGCAAAUGAGGACAUCACACAAGUAAUGAUUGUGUUUGAUUCGGGACCAAAAAAGUGGGAGUGGUUAACAUCAAAGAUUGUUGAAUUCACAACACAAGGAAGUGUUUUGAUUUUUGUCACUAAAAAAGCCAAUGCAGAGGAAUUGGCUACAAAUCUUAAGACUCAUGAUAUGGAAGUUGUUUUACUUCACGGAGAUAUGAAUCAAAUUGAAAGAAAUAAAGUUAUUACAGAAUUCAAGCGCAAACAGGUCUCCAUACUUGUAGCCACAGAUGUUGCCGCUCGAGGUCUUGAUAUCACUCACGUUAAAACAGUUGUCAAUUAUGAUAUGGCCAGAGAUAUCGAUACGCAUACACAUAGAAUUGGAAGAACUGGUAGAGCGGGUGAAAAAGGAGUGGCGUAUACUUUAGUUACUGAUAAAGACACUGAGUUUGCGGGACAUUUAGUUCGCAAUCUGGAGGGCGCCAAUCAACUCGUUCCCGACAAACUGUUAGCUUUGGCAAUGCAAAGCCAAUGGUUUAAGAAAUCACGUUUUAGAGGGAAAAAUGCGAAGAAAUUAAAUGUCGGCGGAGUUGGACUUGGAUUUAAAAGCCGUCCACGACUUGGUUUAGGAGCUCAAAGCUCUGCUUUAAAUUAUGAUAAAUGCAAUACAUAUUCUUCAUCUAUAAUAUCAUCAUCGACUCCAACAACGAGUUCAUUGCAAACUAAUUCACAAUCAAAUCGUGUAAAUGUUAUGAAAUCUGCGUUUUCGGCUCAAUAUAAGUCUAAUUUCACGGCCGCUACAGACACACAAUGGAAGUCUAAUAUGAGUUCAGAUGAAAAACCAAAGAAAAAAAGUCGUUGGAAUUGAACUAUACUUUAGUUUGUCGUCAAAUCAUCUAAACAUAAAUUAUUGUAUUAAUUGUUUAAUACAGUAUAACUCUAUAUAUGACCCCAUAUAACCUGUAA
Molecule: messenger RNA, 2435 nt
Organism: Oppia nitens
Lineage: Eukaryota; Metazoa; Arthropoda; Arachnida; Sarcoptiformes; Oppiidae
Product: ATP-dependent RNA helicase DDX42-like
Exons: 4
Coding region: 79-2337 (752 amino acids)
Molecular function (GO): ATP binding; RNA binding; RNA helicase activity
Source: RefSeq, a predicted model, not a curated record